CGAGAUCCUUUCAUAUGGACUUGUAUUACAUUGGUUGUUUUAUUCUGGUCUGGUUCCCCAUACCACCCCAAGCUUGAAUAAUAGAUCAACCGUUUGAUGUAAAAAAAAUGUAUUGGUUUUGAUUUAUUUGCUUACUAUAAUGUAUAUUCUUUUAUGUAUACAAAUUAUUUUUUUAAUAGGUGGUCUAUACUAUGUUGUUUGAUCCUGACAAUCUCAUAAAUACACUUCUUCAAAUCGAAGUGAUUUUUAAUAUGUGAAGCACUAUAUAUAUAUAUAUUAUUUUAUUCAAAUUAAAUAAUUUAGUCUUGAUUUUUAUUAUUAUUAUAAAUAUUUUAAUGAAAUAUCACGACAAGAUUUCAAUCACCUCCUUUUGAGUUUCUUCAAAGAAUGAUAGAUUUGAUCAUUCGUGUAAUAUUUGUUUUUUGCUAAUAUUCUAUCGGGCUAUUAUAAUUGUAAGAAUGAGAGAUUUGAAAUAUUUAUUAUAAGUUUUUUGGUUUAUCAUUUAAUAAAUCAAAUAGUUCUUAGGUUAUACAUAGUUGACAUAUACUAGAAUGGUAAAGUAGAAUAUAUAUAUAUAUAUAUAUAUAAUUAUCGGUAUACUUUUAAGUAACUAAACCUCAAAAGCGUGGGUUAAUAAAAUAAAUAAUUUGUUUUUUCUUGUUCUAGAAUUAGAUGAUAUUUAGAUCGAACUGGUGAAUAUAUACUAGAUAGACAUUUAUAUUUCGAGUCUGCACUUAUAUUCUAUAACAGUUUGAUAUAUUAGAUUUGAACACUAACAUGUGAAUAGAGUAUACCAGUGAUUUUUUUACAAAAAAAUUGAUUCUUAGAUAUGUAUUUGGAGUGGAACUAAUUUUUAUGGAUGUCCAUUUUUUAAAUUGACCUUUACGUAAUUUACCGAUUUUUUUUUUAAAAAAGAAUAAAAGAAACAAAAAUCAUAUUAGUGAAACAAAAACGAGAAUGAAAGCAUAAUUUCAUAGAGUUAGAAAAUUUCCAAAGAGUCCGAAAUUGAAUUCAUAUCCCUCCCUCCAAAGUAAUAUAAUUCGACCCAAAUUUUUUCUCCCACAAAACAAAUAAUGUCGUCAAGUUGGGGAGACGAAGAGGAGUUUACAGAGGAGGAUCUUCUCGCAAUCGAGGCCAUAGAGGCUUCCCAUCUCUCCCAAUCGUCUUCUUCUUCUUCUUCUUCUUCGACCGUACGGCCUGUGACCUCAAAUCCAAAUCAGAUCCGGCGCCAAUUGCCUCGUUCCAUCACUUCUCCCACACCCUCGAAGCGAUUUCCACUCUCUCGUUGCAGAGCUAAGAAUUUUCCAGCGAUGAGGUUUGGCGGUAGGAUUUUGUAUAGCAAGACUGCUAGUGAGGUUGAUAGGCGAGCAAUGCAGCUUCUUAAGGUUCUCGAUACCAAGAGAGAUCAUUCUGGACGAGCUUUUAUUGGCUUUGAUAUUGAGUGGAGACCCAGUUUUAGAAAAGGUGUUCUCCCAGGGAAGGCUGCAGUUGUGCAGAUAUGUGUAGAUAAUAGUUAUUGUGAUGUAAUGCAAAUUAUACACUCUGGAAUCCCACAGAGUCUCCAACAUCUUAUUGAGGAUUCAUCUCUCGUAAAGGUAGGUAUUGGAAUUGACGGUGACUCUGUGAAGCUUUUCCAUGACCAUGGAGUGUCCAUCAAAGAUGUCGAAGACCUUUCUGAUUUAGCCAACAAAAAAAUUGGCGGAGGUUUGAAAAAAUGGAGCCUUGCGUCACUAACUGAGACACUUGUUUGCAAAGAGCUCCUUAAGCCGAAUCGAAUCAGGCUCGGAAACUGGGAGGUGCGUCCUUUGUCAAAGGAGCAGUUACAGUACGCAGCAACCGAUGCUUAUGCUUCGUGGCAUCUUUACCACGUGCUAAAGGACCUUCCUGAUGCUGUGGAUGGAUCAUAACGUGGACGACGAACCUUAAAGGUUAACCACUAGAUGCAGUCUUACGGAUUUGCAAAAGAACAUUUGAACAUUGUGGCUAGUUGCAAACCACUUUAGUCGUAACUCAUGCUCGGUUUAAAUGUUUCUGCGGUAUAAAAUAAAGUAUAAGGUCCUGGAACAAUCGAGAAACCAGGGGCUUUGUGGUGAGCUUUUUGAUUCAGACUUGGAGUACAAUGUAAAGAUUUGAAAAGCUCUUCCACAGACUUGGAGUACAAUGUAAAGAUUUGAAAAGCUCUUCCACAGACUCUUUUUAUGUUCUUAUAAAUAAAUCUUAGAAACUUAUUUAAGCAAAACGGGAAACACAAAUAUGUAAGAGUUGAACCACAAGAAGGAAACAAAAACAGACAUUGCAAUUACAUGAAAAGCAUUACCAGAGCGAUGAUGUCUUGUCAUGAAAAUUCAAAACCAAAGUUAUGAUAAGAACCAAAGAGAAUUCUUAACGACAUCUAUAUACUAUACUAGUAUAUACUAAAAGGGGAUAUAAGCUCCUCUUAGAGUGUCAACGUAAUAGAAUAGCCGUUCGACGUCAAAAAAAAAAAAAA
Molecule: messenger RNA, 2488 nt
Organism: Brassica rapa (field mustard)
Lineage: Eukaryota; Viridiplantae; Streptophyta; Magnoliopsida; Brassicales; Brassicaceae
Product: Werner Syndrome-like exonuclease
Biological process (GO): nucleobase-containing compound metabolic process
Molecular function (GO): 3'-5' exonuclease activity; nucleic acid binding
Source: RefSeq, a predicted model, not a curated record